Molecule: messenger RNA, 5124 nt
Organism: Osmia bicornis bicornis
Lineage: Eukaryota; Metazoa; Arthropoda; Insecta; Hymenoptera; Megachilidae
Product: mucin-19-like
Exons: 6
Coding region: 1004-5110 (1368 amino acids)
Source: RefSeq, a predicted model, not a curated record
AUUACCACCCUUAGCCGAACAUCCUGGUAUCAUAUAUAUUUUUACACCAAAAGCUUUAAGACAUUAUGCAGUUCAUUUAAUACAUAACGUGAAAUUUUACCUAUAUAAAUGGUAAGCAUUUUAAGUUUAACAAAACAUGUUGAAUACAAUGCAAUUGGGUCUAUAAAUCAUUUUCAUUUUACUCAUCGAUCUUAUAUUACCGAUGAACUGUGAGAUAAUUAAUAAAGUCUUGAAGCAGAACAAACAACGACUUUCUGUAUUUACCAAAUGGAUUGGAAUAAAUAAUUAGGGCGACUAAGGGGAACUCCAUCACUCUUAGUCAGUCGAUGAUCGUCACAUAAGCUGACUUUUAGGUGAUAUCGUGCACGAUUAGAAAGAUACUCGCGCAUUGGGGGAGUAAACUGCGAAAUGGAACCGAGAAACUGAUUACUUCUUAUCCGAGAAGAAAUUUUGCGCAGAUACAAACUAUCAUUGCAUACUGAUCCGAAUAAAGAGAUUCAAGUUCCUGGGUAAUUGUAACAAUCGAACCAAAUGUAUCCAGGAACAAGGAAUAAUUUUAAGGAAUAAGCAGCAGGAAAGUGAAAAGUUUAUUUUCAUAUACUUUCUUGUUUCUCUCGUUAUUAUUUUCUAUGUAAUCUAUUAGAAAAAGCCUUUUUAUUCGUUCUUCAGUUAUGAAAACACUAGUAUCAAAAUGUUUGAUAAAAGCAUUCCUGUAACAAGAUCCGGUCAUCGCGAGACGAAGAAGAUCGCAUAACACUUACAAGAGUGCAGACGCACUUACAUCACCGUUUACAUAUCCGUGCUUCUUAGAAUUUCCCCUAUCAAACCGUUUCCCCUUCCCCGCUUUAAUCCAAAUCCUCAGGCUUCUUCGACGGUUCGCAUAAGUAAGCUGAAGAAGAGAAAGAAGACGAGAGAAAGAGGUGUUUUGGUGGGAGUCAACGAUUCAACCUACCAGGAUUAUCAUCCAGCAUUAGUUAACAGUCGUAAAGAGGAUCCCGAAGAAAUGGGAAUGAUGCGGCUGAUCUUUGUUAUCCUAAUUUGUUUCUCGGGCACGGUGUUCUCGAAAUACUAUGAGAAGAGACGUUUCGAUCGUUCCAUCGAAGCUAAUUCCGAACCAUCAGUUGUAAAGAAACGAUGGAUAUUUACUGAUUCCGAAACGCAUUAUAGAGCGUACAAAGACAAAAAAGAAAACAACUGUUAUUUGGAGAAGUUAGAUGACAAUGUUGUUUCAGAAGAAUAUCCAAAUACUAAGUUCCAACAACGAAAUCAAGUUUCAAAAACAUUUUAUGUGUCUGAUGAAGCCUUGACAAAAUUAGAGGCAUGGCAACUUGCAGGGGGUAGAAUAGUUGACUUUUGUCGGGGUCGUAAGAUUAUUCUAUUACAAAACACCAUACCGAUUCCUGAGAAAACCGUUGAUCCCUUUUUUAAUAUGCUUCCAUAUGAUGAAAACGAUAUCGCGACAAGAAGAGUAGCCGACAUAGUUUUAACGCCUCUGAUAAAUAGAGCUAAAAGACAAAUCGAGCUUGAAAAACGGCAAGAGCUUAAUAAGUAUUUUAAUCAACAACGUUCAAGACGCCAAGCACAACAACCGCAAGGAAAAUUUCGAGGACAAACUCAAUCUCAGUACUUGAGUAUUGGUACCGAUGAUCAAAAAGAAGGUAAAGCUGAAGCUGAAGCUACUCAACAAUCUUCUCGUUCAGUCGUUAGUGGAAGUCGGGGUAUGGGACAAGCGCAAAGUAUGUCAUUUGGUAGUAUCGGGUGCGAAGAUUGUUCUAAAUAUACUAGCGAAAGUGCACCAGAUAGAUAUAUUCAACAUCCAGGCACUGGCACUGGUUAUGCUAGAACUUCUCUACCAAAACAAGACGGAACUACUUACCCUCAUGACCUUACACCAAGUACUUUAAUAAAAGAUGGAAGAAGACCUUAUUCAGGUGGUGUAUCUUAUCCUGUGGUACCUGGAAGUGUACCAGGUACUACAGGAACUGGAGGCGGUACAGUUUAUCCCGGUGGUAUACCUGGUACUACAUCCGGAGGUGGCACAGUUUAUCCUGUAGGUGUACCUGGCACAACAUCUACCGAUGGCGGUACAGUUUAUCCUGGAGGUGUACCUGGUUCUACAACUGGAGGUGGUACAGUUUAUCCUGGAGGUGUACCUGGUUCUACAACUCGAGGUGGUACAGUUUAUCCUGGAGGUGUACCUGGUACGACAACAGAUGGUGGUGUAGUUUAUCCCGGUAGAGUACCUGGCACUACAACAACUGGUGGUGGUACAGUUUAUCCUGGAGGUGUACCUGGUACGACAACAGAUGGUGGUGUAGUUUAUCCCGGUAGAGUACCUGGUACUACAACAACUGGUGGUGGUACAGUUUAUCCUGGAGGUAUACCUGGUACUACAACUGGUGGUGGCGUGGUUUAUCCUGGUGGUGUACCUGGUACCACAACUGGUGGUGGCGUGGUUUAUCCUGGAGGUAUACCUGGUACCACAACUGGUGGUGGUGUAAUUUAUCCUGGUGGUGUACCUGGUACCACAACUGGUGGUGGUGUAAUUUAUCCUGGGGGUGUACCUGAUACUAGAACUGGUGGUGGUGUCGUUUAUCCUGGAGGUAUACCUGGUACUACAACUGGUGGUGGUGUGGUUUAUCCUGGAGGUGUACCUGGUACUACAACUGGUGGUGGUGUGGUUUAUCCUGGAGGUGUACCUGGUACUACAACUGGUGGUGGUGUCGUUUAUCCUGGUAGAGUACCUGGUACUACAACGACUGGUGGUGGUACAGUUUAUCCUGGAGGUAUACCUGGUACUACAACUGGUGGUGGCGUGGUUUAUCCUGGCACUAUACCUGGUAUCACAAGUACUGGUGGUGUAGUGUACCCCGGUAGCACAGGAGGGCAAAUAGAAUCGAAAUCCGUUGCAGAUGCUACUGCAAUAUAUCGUAAUGGACAGAUUCCUGGAGCUAAAUUUCCAGGUGAAGUAAUGUACCCUACUGUUGAUGGAGGCGGUAUAAAUGGAGAUAGAAUUAGAUACCCUGGUGUACCAGGACCUGGUACUGUGCCUAGUGAUACUGCAGAUCAACGUACUGUAACUGGCUAUCCUGAUGGUACUUCAUUACCACCUGGUCAAUUAAGGGAAACUGUACCAGGAUCACAAACAUUAGGUACAGUAUCAAAAGGAGGUAGCACUUAUACUGGAGGUACUAUACCAACGAGUGUAGGUACUGCAAACUUAUACCCAGGAACUGCUGGACAACAAAUAGAUACUCAUGCAAUAAUUCCUUCUGGUUAUCCUCAACAAGGACAAUAUCCUGCAUAUCCACAACAAGGACAAUAUCCUGCUUAUCCACAACAAGGACAAUAUCCUGCUUAUCCGCAACAAGGCCAAUAUCCUGCUUAUCCACAAGGACAAUAUCCUGGUACUGUAACAUGGCAAAAUGGUGAAAAACCAAUUGCUCAGCAAUAUCCAAGUGAAGGACAAAAUAUCAGACAAUAUCCAGAAUCACAAUAUCCAUCUAAAGUAGGACUCGCAACGAAUGCUGGAGAAACUUCUCAAUAUUAUCAGCAACCAGGUACUCUUCCAUCUGGAGAAGAUGAUAACUCGAAUUCUCAGGCAUCUAGCAUUGUAAAACAAACUGAUGCAGGUACUCAAGCAAGUGCAUCAGCCCAGGGAAAAUUUGGGCAAGGCACAGCACAAUCUCAAGUAACAGGUACAUAUAGUGGUUCUGGAUCGUUUUCAGCUCAAGCUGGUAGUACUGAUGUUAAUAAAAGUGCUCAAACUGAAAUUAAUGGUGGUAAAGAGAGUGUUACAAGUAAUGCUCAAGGAACAGGUGGUUAUGGAAAAAGUCAAGCACAGGUUCAGUUAGAUUCAGAAUCUGGUGCUACAUCAACAGGUGCACAAAGCAGUGGUUGGAAUCAUGGUACGAAUUCUCAAGUACAAGCAAGUUCAAAAGGAGGAAUGGCAGAUGCUCAAGCAAACGGCGAAGGAAGUACUUCGAGUCAAGCACAGAUUGGUUUUCAACCAUAUCUUAAGACGGAUGAAAAAGUUGAAAGACACGCAAAACCUUACCGCGGAGGUGGAACAGCCUCCGCUCAAAGUGGAACGCACAGAGGACAAUCUCAAUCUCAGUUAGAAGGAUCCUUUCAAUAUGGAAUUACUUAUACCGGUGCUGCACAAGCAGGAUCAGGAUCUGGUGCAGCAGCUUCUAGAAAACCAUUCAACUUUAAUCUAACAGAUACUGAACCAUUUAAGCUAUUCAAACCAUCUUACAUUCCGCAAAUUGUGAAAAAUAAUAAUAGCGAAACAGGAAAUAUAUCUUCUGACACUGAUUAUGAAUACAAUCAAGAUAAACUUCAGCAAGGUCUACAGACAAGUUCUAGUUCCCAGAAAGCAGUUUUCAUUAAACAACCGACAAAUGAAAAUUCAAAAAAUGUAGGUAACACACAAACUCAAUUUAAUACAGAAUCGCAAACAGAUGAUAUGUUAGAUGAUUAUAAAGACUAUGAUGCUGAAGAAGAUGAUUGGGAAGAACGAAACAUUAAUCAUCAAUCACAAGCGGUACAUCUUGCAACUGGAAAUCAAUAUGAUAUUCAUGUAAAGCAAGAUACGAACACAGCACAGGUUGGUGAUAUGCUUCAACCUGGACAGUCAGUAUCAGGAUACACUAUACCGCCUGGUUUCCGUGGCAGAGUAACAUCCGUAGCUGGUAGCGAAACUAUUGCCCACGGUGAUGGGAAAUCUCAAUCUCAAUCAAUUUCUCUAGUUCCAGUAGAGCCGAAUGUUAGCCACGGGAAUAAAUCGCCUAUUUCAGAAACCAGAUCACUUAAAACUAAUCGUGAAAGACUAGCUGAAGAUUAUGUUUCGUCCAACAUAGAAAAUUCAAAACCUACAGCUAAUAUACCAAUGAAACCAAGUUAUUACACAGUAACGAACAGUGUUGCUGGUAAAAUUGAUGGUAGUAGAAAUUCACCAAGGAAGUAUGAACAUCGUUAUUAUACUAAAAGUUCAACAUGUGGUUAUUUUACAUUUUCUUGUAAUAUCGUAUAUGGUUCUAAUGGAAGAACAAAAAUUUGUAAACCAAAAAUGCCAACAAACCCAGAUGGUACACCUAUGAAAUGUUAGACAAUUGUUAUUAA